AGAGAGAGAGAGAGAGAGAGAGAAAAAAGCAAAAAGCGAGAGAAAGAAAAAAAAGAAAGAUGAAAAAAGCUUAGACGGAGGAAGGAGCAAAAGCAGAUAGAUAUAUAAAUAUAGAAUAAACCAAUCUCUCGAAGGAAAGAAACCCUUUUUCGCCUUCUUUUAUCAAUCUCUCUUUUUUUGCUUUCCUAGAAAGUGUGUGUUGUGUGGUGGGUAUAUAAAGGCAGGAGAUCAAAUAUGAUAAUCAAUUACUUUGAUUUCACGAAGACGAAGACGAAGCAUCAAUUAUUAUUGGAGGAGGAGGAGACGGUGGUAGUAAUUGUUGUAGUUUCGAUUCACGGCGGCUAUGGAAGCUAGUUCGAGUGGAACUGCGGAGUUGCCGCGUUCUCUUUCACGGAGAGCUCCGUCUCGUGCCACUACUAUGAUGAUUGAUAGACCCAAUGAAGAUGCUAGCGCUAUGGAUAGCGAGCUUGUUCCUUCCUCUCUUGCUUCUAUUGCUCCCAUUCUUCGUGUUGCUAAUGAAAUCGAAAAGGAUAAUCCCCGAGUUGCUUAUCUCUGCCGGUUUCAUGCUUUUGAGAAGGCUCAUAGGAUGGAUGCUACAUCUAGUGGACGAGGUGUUCGUCAGUUCAAGACCUAUCUGUUACAUAGACUGGAGAAGGAAGAAGAGGAAACAAAGCCUCAGCUGGCCAAGAACGAUCCUAGAGAAAUUCAGGCAUAUUACCAGAACUUCUAUGAGAAAUAUAUCAAAGAAGGAGAAACUUCAAGAAAACCGGAGGAGAUGGCUAGGCUUUACCAAAUUGCCUCGGUGUUGUAUGAUGUACUGAAGACUGUUGUACCUUCUCCAAAAGUGGAUUACGAGACCCGUAGAUAUGCUGAAGAAGAAGAAGAGGAAACAAAGCCUCAGCUGGCCAAGAACGAUCCUAGAGAAAUUCAGGCAUAUUACCAGAACUUCUAUGAGAAAUAUAUCAAAGAAGGAGAAACUUCAAGAAAACCGGAGGAGAUGGCUAGGCUUUACCAAAUUGCCUCGGUGUUGUAUGAUGUACUGAAGACUGUUGUACCUUCUCCAAAAGUGGAUUACGAGACCCGUAGAUAUGCUGAAGAAGUUGAAAGGAAAAGGGAUAGAUAUGAGCACUACAAUAUUCUUCCUUUAUAUGCUGUUGGAACUAAACCUGCAAUUGUGGAACUUCCUGAGGUCAAGGCUGCAUUCAGUGCUGUUCGUAAUGUGCGCAAUCUUCCUCGACGAAGAGUUCACUUGCCAUCUAAUGCUCCCAGUGAAAUGCGCAAGGCUAGAACCAAACUUAAUGACAUACUUGAAUGGCUUGCUUCUGAGUUCGGCUUUCAGGUAAUCUGUCUUUAUCUACUUUUAUUUUCAGGUAACUCCUAUUGUGGUUAUCAUGAUUUGCUAGGCUCAUGUAGUGUUUGCGUUUUUGUGACCCUUCUAAAACAAGUAAAUUUUGUAUCAUACUUAGUUACUUACUAACACUAUUCUGUAGAC
Molecule: messenger RNA, 1492 nt
Organism: Camelina sativa (false flax)
Lineage: Eukaryota; Viridiplantae; Streptophyta; Magnoliopsida; Brassicales; Brassicaceae
Source: RefSeq, a predicted model, not a curated record